AUGCUUUUGACCAAAUUCAAUGUCCUGCUCUGUGCAGCAGCCCUAGCACCUGCUGCCGUGGCCGAAGAAAACUGGGUCAGGAAUUGUGGUCUGCCAGACCUUCGUAACUGCGCAGAUAUAAUUCCAGAACUUGGCAAAUGUUAUUGGCUUGACGUCUGGAAGGGUGGGAAUAGUUUCCUGAUCGGCGAGAAUUUCAAUGGUAAAUGUACAUGGUACUCGGCAGGAAACUGCCAGGGGUAUGCCACAAAAGCGUUCACCCCUGGUCAAGGUGCCAAUGCUUUCGAAGCAUUUGCAGCGAUAUUGCCGAAGUAUAGCAAGAAGAACGUGAGAGCAGGUGGAUACAAGUGCGUUUCAAUUUGA
This is a messenger RNA of Lithohypha guttulata, 360 nucleotides long. RefSeq lists its product as uncharacterized. Bases 1 to 360 code for a protein of 119 amino acids. The transcript is spliced from 2 exons. NCBI's taxonomy places the organism in Eukaryota, Fungi, Ascomycota, Eurotiomycetes, Chaetothyriales, Trichomeriaceae. The record is from RefSeq and is a predicted model, not a curated record.